Molecule: messenger RNA, 7124 nt
Organism: Dunckerocampus dactyliophorus (ringed pipefish)
Lineage: Eukaryota; Metazoa; Chordata; Actinopteri; Syngnathiformes; Syngnathidae
Gene: snx33
Product: sorting nexin 33
Exons: 2
Coding region: 701-2377 (558 amino acids)
Biological process (GO): endocytosis; plasma membrane tubulation; mitotic cell cycle
Cellular component (GO): cytoplasmic vesicle; plasma membrane
Molecular function (GO): protein binding; phosphatidylinositol binding
Source: RefSeq, a predicted model, not a curated record
CGUCAUGGAAAGAGUUACUUUGUGUCGAGGCUCUGAGGAAUAAAGCUGGAGAAACAAUACCGGCUCGCCUCACAGGAUGGUACGAAGCGGGAGAGGGUUGUUUUUCGCGGUGCACGUGUGGUUAUUCUUUUAAAAGGACCGAGUGAAGAUGCGCAGGAAACCUGUUUUAUGAGGAAGUUUGUGUGUGAGCUCUGAAAGAAGGAAAGCAGGGAAUGUGGAGCUGCCUUCUCAUCAUGCACACGGAUACCAGGACACCACUUGGGAUUAUUUGCACCCAGGACCAUUUCCAGGAUCUGUAAUGUGACCAAAGUGUGCCAGGUUUUGGUGCACUUUUUUGUGGAGUAUUCAAAAGCCUCCUCCGUCGGUGAAACCGGUUUUGAAACUGGCUUGGAAAGAAUUGAAAUCUCUCCAUUGGGUGUUUAUGUAGUGCAUGUUGUGCAAAGUUGUCUUAAAAACAACUGUAGAGUAAAGGGUGUUUGCAUCAAUGGGCUAGGAAUCUCUUAAGGCGUAUUUGAGCACACUUAAAAGUCAAAAGCGAAGCAUUAAAACCUUCCAGACUGAUGGUGCUGCUGCACACCUGAUCCAUGUAAUGUGAGAUGAGUUGAAAUAUGAACUAACAGAUGUUUCCAACACAGCUGCUAGGCACCAUGUGCAUGUAGAUUGGUGUUUUUUUUAAUUUAAUUUCAACUGGAGAGUCAAGAUGUCUGUGAAAGCCAAAGCCCUCUACACGUUCCAAAGUGAAAACAAGGAGGAGAUCAGCAUCCAGGAGAAUGAGGAGCUUGUCAUUUUUGACGAGAAGUCUGUGGAUGGCUGGUUCCAAGGCGAGAACAGCCGAGGGGAGCGUGGCCUCUUCCCGGCAUCCUAUGUGGAAAUCAUCCGCACGCGCUCCAACUCCAACGUGACCGACUGUUCCAUCAGCCCGGCGGGUUCCUUAGGGAAUGACUCCUAUUACCUGCCAUCCGCUCCCAACACCACACAGCAGAGUUUCUAUGACGACGAUGAUGAUGACUGGGACGACUGGGACGACAGGUCCACUGUGGUGGACGAUGCGGAUCAUGCCCGGAGCCCCGGUGCCAAUGGCCAUGCCCACCAGAGCCCGUUGUCUAACAACCCCAAUGUGCACUACCGGGCCAAGCCGCCCAUGGAGAGGCAAGACAGCAUCUCCAGUGCCAGGAAGGGCAGCAUGGUGGGCCGCAACUUGAAUCGCUUCUCCAGCUUUGUGCGGUCUGGGGUGGAGGCGUUUGUGCUGGGGGAUGUGCCCAUGAUGGCCAAGAUAGCUGAGGCUUACACCAUCGAGAUGGUACCCCAGGGACCCUGCUGGAAGGACAGCCCGCAGCCUUUCACCUGCUCGAUCGAAGACCCCACAAAGCAAACCAAGUUUAAAGGCAUCAAAACCUACAUUUCCUACCGAGUGACGCCCAGCCACACGGGGCGUCCGGUGUACCGGCGCUACAAGCACUUUGACUGGCUUUACAACCGCCUGCUGCACAAGUUCACCGUCAUCUCGGUGCCUCACCUGCCGGAGAAGCAGGCCACGGGGCGAUUCGAGGAGGACUUCAUCGAGAAACGCAAGAGGCGGUUGAUCCUGUGGAUGAACCACAUGACCAGCCACCCGGUCCUCUCCCAGUACGAAGGUUUUGAGCAUUUCCUAAUGUGUGGCGACGACAAGCAGUGGAAGCUGGGGAAGAGGCGGGCCGAGAAGGACGAGAUGGUGGGGGCGCACUUCAUGCUCACCCUGCAGAUCCCCAACGAGCACCAGGACCUCCAGGACGUAGAGGAGCGGGUGGACACCUUCAAGGCCUUCACCAAGAAGAUGGAUGACAGCGUCAUGCAGCUCACGCACGUCGCCUCAGAGCUGGUCCGCAAGCACCUGGGCGGCUUCAGGAAGGAGUUCCAGCGGCUGGGCAACGCCUUCCAGUCCAUCAGCCAGUCUUUCAUGCUGGACCCACCGCACAGCUCGGAGGCCCUCAACAAUGCCAUCUCCCACACGGGGCGCACCUACGAGAACAUCGGGGAGCUGUUCGCAGAGCAGCCGAAGUUCGACCUCUUCCACAUGCUGGACACAUUAUCGCUGUACCAAGGCCUGCUUGCCAACUUCCCUGACAUUAUACAUCUACAGAAAGGUGCCUUUGCGAAGGUGAAGGAGAGCCAGCGGAUGACGGAUGAAGGCAAGAUGGACCAGGACGAGGCGGACGGCAUCCGUAAGCGCUGCCGGACGGUGGGCUUCGCCCUGCAGGCGGAGAUGAGCCACUUCCACAAGCGGCGCGAGGUGGACUUUAAGGACAUGAUGCAGGCGUACCUCAGGGAGCAGAUCGCCUUCUACCAGCGUGUGGUGCAACAACUGGAGCGCACGCUGCGCAUGUACGAAUGUCUUUAAGGACGCGGCGUCCGCCAAAAGGACCCAGGACGCUCAUUUUGCGGGACGUACUGUCACUAAAUGUCUGCAAUACACGUCACAUAACAGGCGGCGUCACAUCAUAAUUUAAAGUAUUACCACGUUAAGGUAUAGGUUUUUAAGUCUUACUGUUCCUGUAGUGGAUUGUUCACAUGAAAGAAACGGGUUCAGUCCCCUUCUCUCCAGCGUCAUGCACUUUGACUGUACUUUUUUCAAACAUUCCCACCCCCAUAUGUGGUAAACACUUUCUCUUUCCUGUUUGUUUAGACUCCGCCCAUCUCCCGUUAUCACUCACGUGCCUUCAUGUUGCCACCAAGCUGCCCACAUUGAUUUAUCUCUGAUAAAUCAUCAAUCAACUAUUUUGGCACCUUAGUCAACUUACCGUGGUGGAAACACAAACGCAAGGGUACCAAAAACUGAAAAAAACAUUUUGAGGGGGAAAUUCACACAAAUUUUGAUGAUGGAAGAUUUAUGUAGUUAUCCCAACUAUAAAUUAUUUUGGCACCCAGCCGUCAUCUUGAACUGAUGGGGCAAAAAAUGUAGGUACCCAAGAAAGGGCGGUAAAAGUGGUAUCAUACGAAUAAGCUAUUUUGGUACUCCUUUCAACUUGUGAUGAUAGAAACACAAACCGUGCUUGGUAUCCCAUGGAUUAUGGAUUAUUUUGUAUUGUUUUGGUAUUCUCCCUCAACGCAAACAUGUUGGUACCCUAUCACUGUGUUGUGUGUCCCAAUGGCAGGGUGCCAAAAGCAGUUAUUUUGGUUCCACUCACAACUAAAGGGUGCUAAAAAGCAGUAUCGUAUGAAUAAACUAUUUUGGUACUCUUCUGUGCUCCUCUUUGGUACUUUGUGGUACCCCUCCCUCUAUGCUUGGUGUACCAAUGACAGGGUGCCAAAAAGUGAUACUUAACAACUAAGUUAUUUUGGUUCACUCACCCAACUGGAGGGUGCCAAAAAGUGGUAUCAUACGGAUAAGCUAUUUUGGUACUCCUUCUCAUUUUGUGACGACGGAAACACAAUCUGUGCUUGGUAUCCCAAUGGUAGGGUGCCAAAAAGUGGUGUCGUGGCUCCGUUAUCUCGGUACUUUUCUCAACUUUUUGGUUCGCUUGCCAAGUAAAGGGCGCCAAAAAGUAUCAACUAUUUUGAUACUCCUUUCGACUUAUCGUAAUGGCAAUGCAAACAUUUUGGUACCCUACCACUGUGCUUGAUGUACCAGUGAUAGGGUGAUCUCACAUCAGUUAUUUUGGCGUUAUCGUAUGGCUUAACUAUUUAGGUGCUCUCCUCUCUUCUUCUUUGGUACUUUUUGGUACCCUCUCACUGUGCUUGAUGAAAAGGUACCAAAAAGUGAUACAUCACAGACUAGUUAUUUUGGUUCCCUCAUUCAACGGGAGGGUGCUAAAAGGUGAUAUCGUACAGGAGAACUAUUUUGGUACUCUUAGGUUAAUGGGAACACAAACGUUUCGGUAACCUGUCACAGUGCUUGGUGUACCAGUGGAAGGGGGCCAACAACGGGUACGUCACAGACCAUUUAUUUUGUUCCCUUCCUCAACUACAGGGUGCCAAAAAUUUGUAUCGGACCUUUUAUUUUUUGGGUUCCCCUCUAAACUACACAAUGGUACUACAUAGGGAUGCUCCGAUCAGGGUCUUAUACUGCCCAUUCCGAUACCGAUCAUCCAGGACUGAAAUCGUCCGAGACCAAUACUGAUCACAUGGAUUCAUGAUACAUUUCUCAAUUUAUUUAUGAUGAGUGCUAUCUAUGGGGGUGCCGCAUAAAGGGGAAGGGUCAGCACAGUUCCAAGGUCCCCUGACUGCCAGAUGGCCCACUAAUAAAUUAAUUAAUAGAGGGGGGGGUCAAUGUGAUGUUUUCACAGGACCCAGAAUUCCCGGCUGCACCGCUGCUACUGGCUACAUGACAUGAAAAAAAGGAACCAUAAAAUCACCUUAAUUUAGACAAAAACAUAUUUUGCUUACUUUUUCAAGAGAACACAACUUCCAGAGGAUGAGACGCCUUCUUUAAGGAGACCUUAGGUGUACAUUGGUGGAGCUCGAGCAAGACUUCCAGGUAAGUGAGAGAGAGCACUCUGCGAACCCGGUGUCUUCCACCGCUGAGAAAGGCUGGUCAUCUCGUCCGAAGGACUCAAGUAUUUUUCGGGGUAUUAGCUUAGCCGUCUGACUGUCACGCACAUACGGGGCGAGUGUUGUCCAGCGUUUUGUCUGCGUUAGCUGCCGUUUGACUGAUGAUCACACCGUGAGACUCGGUAGCUCACCGUACUCUGUCACGUGUUUGUUCCUCAAAUGCCGUCUUAAAGCUUUUUAGCGUGCUGCCCCCUCAAGGUAGUUUUACAGCAUGUGUUGGCAGUUAAGUUCCAUACAGCAGACAUGAUUGUUUUGGUUUUGGCACACCUGCGCACUGUGAAGGAAAGUGGGAGGAGCACGCCUAAGACCUUAGGGCUAGACACUAUACUGCCCGCAUGAAUCGCUGCGGCCUGCAAUAGUGCUAGCCACAGGUGAUUGGCUUUAGUAAUCGGCAUUGAAAGGCAUUAUCAGCAUAUGCUGAUCACGUGAUUUUUCACGGAAAUCGGCCGAUACUGAUCGGUGGCACCCCUUGUCUUUUGGUACUUUGGCAUAGUGCUUGCUUCGGCAAUGGAAGGGUGCCAAAAAGUGAUGAUAUAUGAAUAAGCUAUUUUGGUUCUUCUCUCAACUUGUGAUGAUGGAAACACAAACUGUACUUGGUAUCCCAAAGAAGGGUGCCAGAAAGUGGUAUCAUGCGGCUCCAUUAGUUUGGUACUGUUGUCGACUUUUGGUGGAAACACAAACCUUUCAGGGACCCUAUCACUGUGCUUCGUACCCUAACCGUAGGGUGCCAAAACCUGAUACAUUACUCAUCUGUUUUUUUCUUUUUCUUUUUGGGCAACAUUCGAUGAUGGAAACUCAAACAUUUGGUUACCCCUCAGAAUAAGGGUGCCAAAAGAGUGAAUCCACUAUUUUUGGCACUCUUCUCAACGUGUGAUGAUGAAAACGCAAACCUUUAGGUGCCCUUUCUCUGUGCAAUGUACACCAAUAGGAGGGUGCCAAAAGUGGUAUAGCACAAAUUCAUUAUUUUUUAUUUUUUUGGCAUCCUUCACAAAGAAGCACAAUAACGUCAAACCAUACCCAACAAUGUGCUGCUUGAUGGAAACAAAAAUUGUAAUGUCUUAUGGACAAAGUUAGCACUUUUGCAAUGCUAACAUGUCAUUAUGUGUGCUUGUGUGUGUGUGUGUGAGCUUUGAGCGAGUAAGGGUGCUCUCAUGGUAUUAAUUAGCCAAAACGUCGUGCUCAUGCGUGACUAAUUCCCCCGAUCCAAGCAAGAAUCAGUCUUGUUACAUUCCAUCUUCGGCGUCUUGGAAAAAUUGCUGAGUGGUGUGAAAGACGUGGUAUGUGUUAGAUGGUCAGUGUGCUGCGGUUCUUUGAAGCCUCGUCUCGCCAUUUCCCAAAAAGUGCUGAUUCAGGUUCCUCCGGUGAACAGAUGUGUUUGUGGGUGCUCUUCGGUUUCACUUUGACUGUCCCUGUCCGUGUGGGGCCUUGGUGUCAUUUCCUCCUUUCUACUCACGUCUUUCUAUCUCGCACUUUCUCCCAAGAGUCGGAAUUUUCCGACAUGAGGCGUCUUUUUCUGUGCUGCUGCUGUCUUAUUUCUCUGUCUGCUUUCGUAAUUGAAUCUGUCCUCCUUUGUGUGAGGGAAAAUGUGCAGGCAGGCAAGUGAAAAAGACUGAGAACAAAAAGAAGAGUCUAUGAAACAAAAGGUGAAAAGGCCCUUGAAAUAAAACGCACGCACGUUGGUGGACGUUCCAAAAGCUGCACUGAAGCAUUUCCUGACAUGGUUGAAAAGGUCAUUUUCUCACUUGAUUCAAGGGAAGGGGACAAACAAGUUUUAAAUAAAUAAAUAAAAAAAUGAGGCUACUGGUGUGAAUGUGUCAUCUUUGCAGCAAUUGCAGUCCGGCCACUUCAUUAGGCACACCUACACCACCUAAUGACCUCCAAUACAAAAAAAUGGAGGGUUUACUAACAUAAUAAUGCUCAUUUUAAAUAUUUUUGUCAUUCUUGUGCUUGUAGUUGAGCGUGUUUUGCAUAUUCUCUUCAAACUCAAAUGAUCACAGCCAGCGGCUGGUCAUGUUUGGGGCUCUGGCAGGUUGUGGAAUGCAACUUGAGGAGUGGCGUGGCGUCAUUUCGCUGGCAGCAGGAAAUGUCAUCAAGUUCAAAAAGGCAAAACUGACUGGAGGAAAUUCGAUAAAUGUUUGCCUUCUUGUAUUCCCAUCACUUGCUGCAUUUCUUCCUCAUAAUUGGCGCUAUGUAGCAACGCAAAGGCUGUAAAGUGACACCUUGGGAAUGUUCCGCACAUUUUUGAGGCGUUCUGGUAAUGGCAGACACAUUUUCAGGGGGCGGGGCAUGCUAUUGGUAGCACACACACACCCACACACACACACACGCACACACGGUGACAUGGAAAAGAAAAAUGGAAAUAAUCAGUUCCAGGGUCAAACCAGAACCUUUAUUAAAUGUACAUGCAGAGUUUUCGGUGACAUUUUCUUUUUCGAAAUGUCACACUGGCAAGGAGAAAGGACAAGUUAAUGCAAAAUUGACAUACAUUUAUAAUUAAAUUAAUUUAAAUUUUUUUUUAUUAAAAAAAUUUAACAAAAAAUGUAUAUAAAAAUGCAGAAAAACUACAAAUGAGUAAUUCAACAAAUGAGUACAGAAAA